Trichomonas vaginalis G3 is the source of this 732-nucleotide messenger RNA. RefSeq names its product endoribonuclease activity, producing 5'-phosphomonoesters family. The transcript has a single exon. Gene Ontology annotation, biological process: DNA repair. The record is from RefSeq and is a predicted model, not a curated record. Bases 1 to 732 code for a protein of 243 amino acids. Gene Ontology annotation, cellular component: cytoplasm; nucleolus. Gene Ontology annotation, molecular function: RNA endonuclease activity producing 5'-phosphomonoesters, hydrolytic mechanism; single-stranded RNA binding. NCBI's taxonomy places the organism in Eukaryota, Parabasalia, Trichomonadida, Trichomonadidae.
AUGGAUAUUGAAGAAACAAAGGCAAAGCUUAGAGAGCUACAAACAGAAAUGGUAGUACAGAUAGACAACACGAAACAUCUCGAUAAUGUCAGAUAUGUUGCAGGAGCCGAUUUGACAGUUGAAGAUGAUUUAAUGGUCGGUUGCCUCGUUGUUAUUGACAUGGAAAACAUAGAUACUCCAGUGUACUCCAAGUGCACAGUCGUCAAUGUCGAUGUACCAUACAUUCCAGGCUUACUUUGCUUCAGAGAAGGCCCAGUUGUUUUACAAAUGCUUGAUGAAUUUAACCAAGCAAAUACAGGCAUCAAAAUCGACUUGAUCAUAGUUGAUGGCAACGGCGAAUGGCACACACGUGGCCUUGGCUUAGCCUCCUAUGUAGGUCUGAAAUCCAAUAUCCCAGCAUGCGGAGUUUCGAAGACUUUCUUCUAUGUUGGUGAAGGCUGUCCGCAACCAAAAGAUGUCCAAAAAAUGGCCCAAGAUAAAUGUCCUGAAAAGGGUGACUACUAUGUAUUGGACUAUACUACGAGUAAUGAUAGAUACAUUAAAUGCGCUGUGAUGAGAACAACAGAUUCACAUCCAUUCAAUCCGAUCUAUGUUUCUUCCGGUCAUUUAUGCGAUCUAGAUAGCGUAGUUAGCGUUAUAAAGAAGCUUUGCAGAUUUAGAGAGCCAGAACCAACAAGAUUAGCUGAUCGUAUUUCUAGAGAGUUUGUUCGUGAGAACAAGCAUAAGAAAUAG